Molecule: messenger RNA, 2916 nt
Organism: Mesocestoides corti
Lineage: Eukaryota; Metazoa; Platyhelminthes; Cestoda; Cyclophyllidea; Mesocestoididae
Source: the annotation of a GenBank genome assembly
GAAUUGCCACAGAAUUCAAUUUCGGUCUCCCAACCAGCUCAGAGCCCUGUGUCUACAAAGCCUCCUCGAAGUGGACUAGCUGGCCUCGUCCAGCUAUCAGAACACCUCAUCCGAAAUAAAAAAGACGCCACCAUGCGAAAGCUGUCGGAAGACGCCGCCAAAGGCAAGGUCCAGCCAUUGGCGUGUAGUUGGUGCGAACAAACCUUCCCUGACGCAACCCACCUGAGAAAUCACGCCACAUCCGUGCACGGAAAAGUCCUUUCCGGUCGGAGUAUUGUGUUCGUAGACCUCUCCAACGACCUCUCCCUCAUUGAUGACUUUUACCGCGAGCAAGGAGUCAAGCAAGAAGAGAAGACGCCAGCAAGGAUUCCCGGUGCGAAUAAGGGGCCAGAGGCGGUAGUUGAGGUUAGCGAGGUAGUCGAGGGGGAUGCGGGCGAGGUCCUCAAACCGGAGAGUCCACAACAACCCCCUCCAAAGCGGCGCAGAGGCAGGCCCAGGAAGGUCCCUCUGGAGGCCUCGGCAACACCGGCUGCGCAGCCCGCCAGUGAGACGAAAACGCCCGUGCGAAGGCGGCGACGACGAUCUCGGGCGAUCCCGUGCCCCUCCUUGAUUUUGUCGGAGAAGAGACCACGCAAAAUCCCACGUGGAUGGGAGGACUUUGAGACCCCUUUUAACAUUUCAAUGAAACCGGAAAGCUCGAAGGUUGCAGAAAACGAGGAAUCAUCCUACCUCCGUGAAAACGCCGGCCUCGACGUUACUUAUGACGAAGCUGACAACAAAUCUGGGCCAAUUUUUUCUCCCAAGGGUGAAAACGAUGUUAAGGAUUUGAAAUCGCAUGCCUUUUCAACUCUUUCAGAUGGCUCGGUGUCCUGUUUCAUCUGCGGCCUCACCUACCGUCCAGGUUCAAUCGAAGCGCAUGUUCGCUACGCCCACAAACGUUUUCCCAAGGACCAGUGCUUUAUCUGCGGCAAGCUCUUUUCAACCGUCGAGAAUGCCCGUGUGCACGUCCGAGCAGUGCAUUUUGCCCCCUUGGCCACACCACCUGUUGACGUCCUUGUAGGUGACAGUGGGUCCCUGCAUGAGGAGAGUUCCAUCGACAACGACGCCGCCGACGCAACCCGCGAGAUAACCGCCUCUCAGCCGCCUCAAGAGCUGCGAGAUGGUGAAUGCCGAUGCGUCGUGUGCCAGUGCAUUUGUCAGAUCCCCGAUCUCAAGAAACACGUGGCCGAGAGCCAUCGGAGUUUCCCCAAAACCAGGUGCUACUUCUGUGGACGACGCUAUUCAACGCCCCACGCCGCCUCCGAGCACAUGGAAACCAUUCACCUUAGUAAGCGUCCUGCCCCGGAAUCGCAUUUCACCUGCCUGCCUUUCUCCACAAUCAUGCAUCUUCGCCCUUUUCUACCUCCUUGCAUUUUAGAAAAAUCACUCUUCACGUGUCCCGAGUGCGAAAAGAACUUUGGCGGGCUGCAGGAGUGGCGAGAACACCUGGAAAAUAUCCACCAACGUGACACCUUGUACAAGUGUGAGCACUGCGGAAAAGCCUUCGGAUGGAAGAAAUUCCUUCGUCAACACGUUCGCGAAGAACACGUUGCACAAUUCGUCCUUUCAGGCGACGGCUCCGGAUCCGUCUUCGGGAUGCGCAAUAGCUUCCGGGCGGAGAGGACGACACUGCAAGAGGAAUGUGACAGGCAGCAGCGUCUAAGCAACGGCGCUGCUGCUCCGGACGCUGAAACCGCCGAAUCUGAGGCCGGCAGAGCAGACGAAGUCGCCAAAGAAGCGCCGGAAGAGGGCGAAGCGACCAAUUUCGAAAUCACCAAUUCUUCCGAUACGAGCAAAAACGCAGUGAUGGAAUACGAGUACGAGUUAUCUGGGAGUUAUGGAAGUCCAACCGUCGACUCUUCUGAAGCCAGCAGUGUGGAUAUCUGUCCUAUCUGCAAGAAGAUCCUUCACACGAAAAAGUCCCUGAAAACCCACAUUGAAGCCAUCCAUCAGAAGAUGAAGCGGUACGCCUGUGACCUCUGCGACCGCUCCUUCUACGCCCGAUGCGACCUCCGAAAGCACAUUGACUGUGUCCACAACCGCUUAAAGUCAUAUUCUUGCAAUGAGUGUGGGAGGCGCUUCUUUUUGCAUUCUCAGCUUGCUGCGCAUCUGAUCAACCACCACAAGGGUGUGUGCCUUGUCCUUUACGCCUGUAACGAGUGUGGCCGACGCUACGCCAUCAGGCAGGUGCUUAACGAUCACAUUUGGCGUUUCCACACAGAUAAGCCCAAACGAAUUCGGAUCAAUGGAAGGCUCGUGACGCCCAAUCCAGCCACAAUGUCGCAGUUGCAACAGGCCUCUCCGCCGGUGCCAACCCAGUUACCGAGCCAAGCCCUCGUCACCAGCCAGCUGCCGCCCACCGCCACCACCACCACCACCCAAUCCGUCGAGCCGACUGAACUGGCCAUUCUGGGUGGCGGCGCGACGGGCCUGCAGGAGGUCUACCUCAUCGGCAAUCAGCUCUACUUCGCUGAGAACGUAUCGCUGCCAGCGACGUCGCUGGAAACCGAGGCAACCCAGGUCUACGAGGCCGUCCAGUUGGAGGGUGCCAAUCGACAGGCCGCUUUGUUCUCAUCUCGUUGUUUUUGUUUGCUAGACAACGGUGAAAACCAAAUAAUCGAACUCGAUAUGGCAAGUGGAGGUGAGACGAUAAUUCGAGCAGAGGACUUGGACAGUGAACAAAGGCUCGCCCUUGGAUUCGAUAAGAGCCACGCGAUGUUGACGACCACGCCAAUGGACAGUCUGGACGCGAACGGUGUGGUCAUCCAGCAGCUUCCACUCGCCCUGAUGGACGGCGAGGCGUCCUGCAAGGUGACAGGCUCCGGCGACGCUAAUCAGCAAGAGGUCGCCUACCUCACGUACCAGCAGUCCUUCUAG